AUGCUGUCCAGCCUCCAAAAUCCGCGGCAAGCUGCCGCGCAGCUCAUGAACUUUGGGUUGAUUCUCUCGACAGCUUUCAUGAUGUGGAAAGGUCUCUCGGUUAUCACAGACUCGCCGUCCCCGAUCGUCGUCGUUCUUUCCGGUAGCAUGGAACCCGCGUUCCAGCGCGGCGACUUACUCCUCCUCUGGAACCGCAACCUGAUCUCCGAAACCAAUGUCGGCGAGGUCGUCGUGUACAACGUUAGGGGCAAGGAUAUUCCAAUUGUCCACCGGAUCGUCAGGAAAUUUGGUGUUGGUCCCGAGGCAAAGCUUCUUACAAAGGGCGACAACAAUGCGGCGGACGAUACAGAACUCUACGCACGUGGGCAGGAUUAUCUGAACAGGAAGGAUAUCGUUGGGAGCGUUAUCGGAUAUAUGCCUUUCGUGGGAUAUGUGACGAUUAUGCUAUCGGAACACCCAUGGCUGAAGACGGUGAUGCUCGGGAUCAUGGGGUUGGUGGUCGUAUUACAACGCGAGUAA
Dichotomopilus funicola is the source of this 519-nucleotide messenger RNA. RefSeq lists its product as uncharacterized. The transcript has 4 exons. The record is from RefSeq and is a predicted model, not a curated record. Gene Ontology annotation, cellular component: membrane; signal peptidase complex. Bases 1 to 519 code for a protein of 172 amino acids. Gene Ontology annotation, molecular function: serine-type endopeptidase activity. NCBI's taxonomy places the organism in Eukaryota, Fungi, Ascomycota, Sordariomycetes, Sordariales, Chaetomiaceae.